AUGACAGACGCGGCUGCGGCUGCUCCGGACAAAGAAGAGGAAGGCGAGGAAGCAGAAGACGGAGAGGAGGAAGACGAGGAAGAAGAAGACGGAGAGGAGGGAGAAGAAGAGGAUGAAGAAGAGGAUGAAGACGAGGAAGAAGAGGAAGAAGACGGAGAGGAGGAAGAAGAGGAAGAGGAGGAAGAAGGCGGAGAGGAGGGAGAAGAAGAGGAUGAAGAAGACGAAGAAGACGGGGAAGAAGAAGACGGAGAGGAGGAAGAAGAGGAAGAAGACGGAGAGGGCGAAGAAGAGGAAGAGGAGGGAGAAGGCGGAGAGGAGGGAGAAGAAGAGGAUGAAGAAGACGAAGAAGACGGGGAAGAAGAAGACGGAGAGGAGGAAGAAGAGGAAGAGGAGGACGAAGAGGAAGAGGAGGAACAAGACAGAGACGAGGGAGAAGACGAGGAAGAGGAAGAGAAGAGAGAAGAACGCGUAGGUUCGACGGGCUGCGCCAGAGAGGCCCUUGAGACGGUGAGCGUGGGAAGCAGAGGAGAAUCAAGACUCCCGGAAGGCACUGAAGGAGAUGAAGACGAGGACAAAGAGGAGGAAGAGGGCUGCGAGGUUGCUGCGAACCCGGAGCAAGUGCUGGGAGGUGCCGAUGAUGAUUGA
Molecule: messenger RNA, 645 nt
Organism: Neospora caninum
Lineage: Eukaryota; Apicomplexa; Conoidasida; Eucoccidiorida; Sarcocystidae
Exons: 1
Coding region: 1-645 (214 amino acids)
Source: RefSeq, a predicted model, not a curated record